UUCCCUUUUCCAUCGCAGCUCCGCCUCCUCCCCUCACUCACCCCUUUCUCUUCCUUUCUUCAUUUUUUUUUUUUUUAAUUUUGGUGUUGUUUAGUGCCCCAGUUUUGCUGCGGGGAUCCCUGCCUGCUGCUCCCCAGCUCCAGCAGUGUACAUCCUGCUCUGCUGUGUGUGCUUACAGCGUCAAAGGGUGGACGUGAUAUUUCAAACAUCAGAUCAGUGCGUUUAUAUAUUGGGUGCCCGGAAAUUUUUCCAAAUAAACACAGCUUGAUUCGACUUGGGUGGGCAGACUUAUCAACAGACUAAUUCUAUAAACAAAUGAAGGAAUAACCCGGAGACCAUUGGCUGGUACCAGCGAGACACGUGGAGAGAGCUCGGAGUUUUGUAGCAAUGAAAUUUUAAUUAAUGUGGGUGGGCUGAGAACACAAACGACUGUUUAUCAGAGACAAUUUAUUUUCCAGCGCUAAGUCAACAUAUAAUAGCAAACUUACAACAAUUAUUUAACUUUUUUUUUCUACUUUUUUUUUUUUUUUUUCUUAAGAGCUAUGAAGCAGGGACAGAGGCAGAGCGAGCUCCUUCAGGCAGGGCUGGGAGCUGAGCUCGCACAAACAGCUCCCCGGUGGACUCGUCCCACGUUCCUGCCCUGCCCCGUCCCUUCGCUCGGCUCCGAGGGGGAAGACGCGGAGCUGCGAGCCCGCCGGCGAUGAGCCACAUCUACGGUAGCCACCUCUCCCCCCUGGCUAGCCCGUCCAUGGUUUACCUGCCGGCCGCGCUCGGCUUCGCCCCCGCGGGGGCGAUGUCCCGGCAGGACCCCCCGCAGAAACCCCCCUACAGCUACAUCGCCCUCAUCGCCAUGGCCAUCAAAGAAGCUCCGGAGCAGAAGGUGACCCUGAGCGGCAUCUACCAGUUCAUCAUGGACCGCUUCCCCUUCUACCACGACAACAAGCAGGGCUGGCAGAACAGCAUCCGCCACAACCUCUCUCUCAACGACUGCUUCGUCAAGGUGCCCCGCGAGAAGGGGCGGCCCGGCAAGGGCAGCUACUGGACCCUGGACCCGCGGUGCCUGGACAUGUUCGAGAACGGCAACUACCGCCGCAGGAAGAGGAAGCCCAAAGCCGCGGCCGCCCCGGACUCCAAGGGCGGGGAGCAGCCGGGUCCGCCCGCUCGCCCCGUGGAGCCCAAGCGGCCCAAGGGCAGCGCGGCCACGGCGCCGGGGGACGCGGGGGUCCCACGGCCGGGCGGGGGGACAGCGGCUUGUCCCGGGGGGCCACCCCCUGCUGCCGCCCCGCCGCACAAGAGCGGCUCCCGGGGCCGCAGCUUCAGCAUCGAGAGCAUCCUGGCUCAGGGGCUGCGGCCGCCGCCCCCCGGGGCAGCCCCCAAGGCGGUCCGAGAGAGCCCCGCCGCUUGCCUCGGCGGCUCCUUGGUGGCCAGCGGCGGCUUCGGGCCGGCCCUCAACGCGUCCCUCAUGCUCGAUUCCCAGGUGCACGGGAGGCUUUACCACAUCGGCAUCCCCUUCCUCUCCUGCUUCCCUCUGCACUUCUCCGAAGCCGUGUUUAAUUUCCAGUAG
Messenger RNA from Cinclus cinclus, 1564 nucleotides. It is a transcript of the gene FOXL1, whose product is annotated as forkhead box L1. The record is from RefSeq and is a predicted model, not a curated record. The coding region runs from base 701 to 1564 and encodes 287 amino acids. Gene Ontology annotation, molecular function: RNA polymerase II cis-regulatory region sequence-specific DNA binding; DNA-binding transcription factor activity, RNA polymerase II-specific. The transcript has a single exon. Gene Ontology annotation, biological process: regulation of transcription by RNA polymerase II; cell differentiation; anatomical structure morphogenesis. NCBI's taxonomy places the organism in Eukaryota, Metazoa, Chordata, Aves, Passeriformes, Cinclidae.